Molecule: messenger RNA, 3575 nt
Organism: Acyrthosiphon pisum (pea aphid)
Lineage: Eukaryota; Metazoa; Arthropoda; Insecta; Hemiptera; Aphididae
Exons: 3
Coding region: 711-3425 (904 amino acids)
Source: RefSeq, a predicted model, not a curated record
CAUUAUAAUUUAUAUUUCCACCAUCGACCAUCGUGCACGCGUGUCGCGGAUGAAUACAAUUGAACGAGAUUUAUAAUAAUUUAAUCAACGAUUUUGUUUUCUGUUUCUUUUUUUGCCGGCGAUCGGGGUAAUCGUCAUUGUCACUAAAUGUCGCAUAUUGUUUUAUCAAAAGUCACGAUAUCACCGCACCGUCGUUUGGCCUCUUACUGCUCUUAGUCCUCAGAAUCCUAUUGCCAUCCGAAACACUAACGUAUUUAUAUUACGGACAAUAGUGUAAUUGUACCUACUACCUACGUUGUACUAUCCGUAUGUCUUACCGAACGCGAAUACUAUGCUGAUACGGACGUCCACGAAAGCCACAACUUACAGCGGUUGCGUCGUCCACUGUCGGCGACGGAAACGCGCGUUAUUCGCGUCGUCGUAAAUUCGUCUUACCGCCGUGUAGAGUACGAUAUUCGCCUACAAGUCUGCUUAUAAUCUGCCGACAUAAUUUAUGCGUACCUACCGAUCGUGGACAGCAGUGAUAUAAUAUAUCAAAUGGUUUUUGGAUAUCAUGGUACACAGCCGUGGUGGUGCUGUCGCCGCAGUUGUCGAGUCUACAACACAUUGCAAUCUUCCGCAAUCGCUCGCAACAGCAGUGCCCUUGGCACCAGCACUAUUUGUAUCGAAUCCCUGCCGUCGUCUUUAUAAUAGUUGUGGUGGCAAUAACCAUGACACGAGAUUCGGCGGCGGUCGCCGCUUUAGACGACCGCCGCCGCCGCUGCCCUAUAUCGGCGGCAUCCAACGUAGUGGACGAUGCCUCAACAUUGAUGACAAACAGUAUUGCUAUGAGCGGAUCAAGUAGCAAUGAUGACGUUGGUGGUGGAGAUGAAGGUGGUAGCCUCAAGUCUUCAUCUGAAGUGUCAACAACAACUAGCUGCUGUGGUGGUAGCAGUAGUAGCAGCAGAAGUGGAAGCGAUGAUGACGAUUCUGCCACUGUCCCCAGGUUGGCUACAGCAAUUGAUGACAGUUGUUCUACAACUAUCAAAACUCCCACACCACUGUCAUUACACAGACAUAUGGAAGACAAUAAAAAUGGUGAUAAAGAUUCUUCUAGCAGUAGUCAUAGCGAUGAAGCUGCUGCAACCACUCCAACAAGUAUUGGAGGACGUCUCACGUUUUAUAAAGACGGCAAGUUUAUAUUCCAAUUAGCAGCACAUCACCAACAAAAUUCAUACAACAGCCCAUCCGCUUUAACAUCUCCAUGUCGUUGGGUACCAGUUCCGACAGUGAUUCAGCAGCACAAAAAUAAUGUUAAGUGCAUAGGUGAAUGGUCACAACAUCAGCAAAAUAAAACAAUAUGGCCUUACUCAGUUACCAAUAUUGCUUCUGACAGUAAUUCACCUCAACCGACACAGCAAUCACAACCAUCAACAGUAAGAAUUAGUGAACGGAAGCAACAGCAUUUUCAACACAGGACGACGCCCCCGCCACUUUCUCUCAUUACCAGUGCUGUUAAUACAGGUACACAUACUGGCGGAAUAGUAGUUGCAACGACGACAAAUAUUGUGCGCAGACCUUCUAGAAAGUGUUCAACUACUGUAGCAGCAGAAAAUAUCACCGAUUUUCAGCAUCAACGCUGUCAACCACUAACACAACUACGAGGUUUGCCAAGACGCUCACAGCAACACCAACAUCAGGCAUUCAUGAUGGUCGCCCCUGAGGCAAUUAAGGUUCAGAGGCGUUUAUUGUCAUUGCCAAAAAAGCAGCGUCUCUGGUGUCAGCGAAAGAGAAAAUCAAUGACUAGAAACUCCCUGUUACAAGAACUUAAGCCCCCACAAAUAAAUUUAGAAUGUGUUGUACGUAACCUGUGGUGUCGGCGACAUACAACGGAAUUAUUGUUGCGCAGGCAACUGUCGAUCAACAAUAGUGGAGACAGUGUUGCUGCUACUAUUUCCGCUGUUGUCGAUAUUACCCCUACAGUAGUUUCUCGUCACGUUUCUGUCUCUACGGCAAAUGUUGUCGAUUCCACUUGUCCAAAUACGGGAGGUAGCAGCAAGCGGCGAUCAAUGGUUUCUCUAUCACCCUCCACCGCUAUCCUAAUUCCCACCACCGCCACUACUAUGACCAUCAGUAAUAAGAGUGGCAAUAGUAGCCCUCACAAAAAAUAUAAAUUGGGACACCAGCAACCACAGGAACAGAUUUUACCUCCACAGCGACGGGUGGUAGUUGAUAAAAGUGUGAAAAAAUCAAUUCCACAUCCUCCGCCGCAAGUGAUUUCUACUAACGAUCACAGCAUAACUGCGAUAUUGUCUGGUGGUGCGGCGGGUGCAAAACGCUCUAAUAGUAGUGGUGCUGUUUCUAUGGUAAUGGAAUUAGAAAAUGGCGUUGUUACCACAACCACUACUACUAGUGCAGUAUUGUCACCACAUAAAAACCUUCAUACGCCGUCACCUGCGCCGCUAUCGUUAUUGCGUACGUUGCUGAAGAGUCCUAGUGGUGAAAGUGGUUCACCGCCCAUUGUUGCUAGUACAAACGGUGUUGGAUACAGGCAUAACAUAAAUGGUAGCAGAAAAAGAUCAUCAGUCGAAUCGACAACUGUUUCAUCAAUACCAUCAAUUAACGCUGCUGCCAUUCAAGUUGAAAAUAGUCUCGGAACUUCGACCAUUGCAAUACCAUCUGUAGGUACUAACGCAUCAGAUAAUGCUUCUGCCGUUCUAACUGCUCUUCAUCAACUUCCACCUAUUCACCACCCGGCUGCUGGGCAGUUGGCCGCAGCUGGUUACUUUAAUGUGUUGUACCAUCAAGCCGCAAUGGCUGCUGCUAUGGCGUAUCAAACCCACGCACAACUGCCUCAGCCGUUGCCAAAAUCUCAACAACCAUCUUUGUUAUCUUCACAGUUUCCCACCACCAGUGGUGCCAGUAGCACUUGGCAACGUCAACUGAACCGGCGGCCGCCUCAUCUACAUCCAUCAGAAGGUAUUGUUGGAAGUGGAGUUACCAAUGCCACCAUCUCUUCGUCUACAUCGACGGUCGUGGCACCUUACUCUUCGCCUUUGGUAUCUGCCACUGUCAAUGGCAGUAGUUUAUUGCCACCUGCUACUCCUUCACCGCCACCUCCUUUAAUGUUGCAUCCUCAUCCUGUUCACCGUCACCAUUUAUUGUUACACCAUCAGCAGCAGUAUCAACCAGCACCCACGGUACAACAACCAUUGUCGUUCCAUCAACAAAACCAUCGACAGCAGGGUAGUAGCGUCAAAAAAAGAAGUGGAGGGACAAUUAGUGAUACUGAAUAUGGUGUUUGCUUAGAAGAAAAUAACUCGGGAGUUGUAGCUACCCUAGACGAAGAGUCAUCCUCUUCCGCCGAUUGUGUGCCGCUCAACCUAUCCAAGGAUUCUAUAGCUGAAAAUGUCAGUGGUACUAGUCCGACGGCAAGAGUCAGGUGACACUCGAGCAGAAAUUACUACAAUAGACUAGCUAUUAGCAUUAGACUGUUUGGCCGUUUUUUAAAGGCUAACUGAGUAUACUAUUUCAUUAUCGUGUCAAAUACUAUAUGUACUGAAUAUGCGAAAAUGUAUGUAUGAAUAUAAAAAAAA